Stereum hirsutum FP-91666 SS1 is the source of this 1473-nucleotide messenger RNA. RefSeq names its product MFS general substrate transporter. The transcript has 14 exons. Gene Ontology annotation, cellular component: fungal-type vacuole membrane. The coding region runs from base 159 to 1361 and encodes 400 amino acids. Lineage: Eukaryota; Fungi; Basidiomycota; Agaricomycetes; Russulales; Stereaceae. Gene Ontology annotation, molecular function: transmembrane transporter activity. The record is from RefSeq and is a predicted model, not a curated record. Gene Ontology annotation, biological process: transmembrane transport.
AGUCUGAGAAAACAGCACUCCCAUCAUCUACUGAGAAGACAGACUCACUGACUGCUGUAGAAAAGACCGACGAGACUGAAACGACACCUUCAGGUUCUUUGGAGAAAGUUGAAGGAGGAAUCAUCAACAAUGUGGAUAUCAUCAUAGCCGCAUGGGUCAUGCAGUUUGUUACCUCGGGCUACGUGAACGCCUUCGGUGUAUACCAAGAUUUCUACACCCGGGAAUUCAUCACCAAUGAAUCUACCUCCACUAUAAGUUGGAUAGGGAGCACGAACAAUCUACUGGUAUUUGGCGGUGGUCUCAUUUUUGGUAGGAUCUUCGAUGCGGGAUAUUUCCGAUCUAUGCUCGCUGGAGGAUCUUUACUUUUCAUCUUCUGCUUGUUCAUGAUUUCGUUGACGCAGCCUAAUCACUGGUACCAGAACUUUCUGGCGCAAGGAAUUGGUCUAGGGGCCGCUCAAGGACUUCUCUACCUCCCAUCGCUCGCCGUCAUUGGACAGCAUUUUGAAAAGAAACGGACCUUUGUCAUGGGUAUUGUCGCAUCAGGAGCUGCCGUCGGUGGUAUCAUUCACCCCAUCAUGCUCAAUCAGCUUUUCAACGGAAGUGUCGGCUUUCACAACGGCGUUCGCACCAGCGCCGCAAUGAAUGGGUUCCUGUUGAUUGUUGCUAAUGUUCUGAUGAUACGGCGAGGCGUCGAGCAAGAAGUGAACCACGAUACACCGGCGACGGAUCCGCCAGCAAAGAAGUGGUACCAGUUCUUCCUCGACCCUGACUAUGGUACUGCGGUAGCUGGGAACUUCCUCUUUUUCCUUGGAGGCUACUUCCCGUUAUUUUAUCUCCAAUUGUCUGCCGUCACCCACGGUAUUGAUCCGACACUGGCGUUCUACUCUAUAUCCAUUAUGAACGCCGCCAACCUUCCAGGGCGGUUACUUCCAAACCGCUUUGCCAGUCGCUUGGGAGUCCACAAUCAGAUGAUCGUCUCCGCAGCCGUCUGCGGCGCAUUUUGUUUCCUGUUCCUUGUCAUGAAGAAUGUCGCCAGUCUUGUUUUGAUUGCUAUCAUCUAUGGCUUCGCUUCCGGUGCUUACGUUUCACUACUGGCACCUAUGCUUUCAGGUCUUGCAGACAGUGUAAAUGAGAUCGGGACCCGCAUGGGCACAUGCUUUGCAAUUGGAGGUGUCGCUACUUUCGUUGGUCCGCCAAUAAUGGGUGCCCUCCUCACUUCCAAAUAUAUUUGGCUUCGUCCAUCUGUCUUCAGCGGGGCGUGCGUCGGAGCUGGUGUUCUGUUGAUGAUCAUAGCGCGUCACUUUAAAAUCAGGAAGCUGUCGCUCAGGGGUACUCCCCUGAAAAGAAAAUUUGUUGUCUAACCGGUUCAUCCACAUUCCACAAUCCUUCGUACCUCGCAAUAGACUUCGGGCGUGGUCGAUUCUCUCACGUUUUAUGACAGCUUUUUUCACGAGCAUAUAAUGCAAAUCUUGC